UUGGAAAUUGGGUUCUCCGUGGAUUGCUCCCAGUAGAUUUUCGCUGUUUGGUUUGUGCUGUUUUGUCCCUCGUGGUCUGUCCAGUUUGCGCGAAAACGGUGAAUUAGAAGUCGGCGGUGCGUGCAGUGGGUUCAGUGCACUUGUGUGAUCGAUCAGUGUGAAUAAGAAGCAUUUCCUCAAGUGAUUUCUGAAUCAAUCAGGAAAGUGUUGAGCAGUUCCAUUGCUGACGAGUUUCGGAAUUUGUGGAUUACGUUCAGAUCAAUUGUGCGGAAGACAGCUCCCGAGACCUGCUAGAAACAUCGCGAUGGCCAGCAAAGGACUAAGCAACAACGCUGCCCCGCAUUCGGAAAACUCUUGCGCUUGGGAUUCCAUGUCCGAUCACCACGUGCAUUUCGACACGGCAUCCCUCAAAGAUGAUUUCCAAUCAGAGAAGACAGUCACAUAUCAACCAACAGACAACGGCAUAAUUGUGAACCUAGGAUUCCUUCAAAUUAACCACAGAUACGCUGUCGACCUUAAACUUCCCGCUGAACUAUUCGGCGAAUUCUCCGAAUCCCCGCAACUUGUACCUGAUAUUUCCACAACGCCUAGCCUUCACUGUAGGAUAACAGAGUUCUCUGGAGCGAAACGCGAUGAACACGAUUACUUCGACAUGAAAAUCGAAUUCUUCGCCUACAAGGAGAAGUUGCUGAAGGAGCAGCUGCACAUAAUGAACUCGAAAAAGUCCAAGGAGAUCCUUAAGCUCGUCAUUGUAGCACGUGUACUGGGCAAGGGCAAAGGAACGCCCAUGCUGCGGAACGGCAUCCAUUGUAUAGGAGUGGAGAGGGACGAGGAGUCGGAAGCUUCAGAUUUCGCCGGCUUCGGAAAUGGUGCUAAUUAGUAGACUAUCUUUAAGGGAGUUAGCUUUAGCCUAUUGCAUUUCAUUCUUCCUCUGUUUUAUUGUAAUAUUAUUCGACUCAAUGACGAAUACAAUAACACACACUUGUAUUGAUAACAACCUCUAGUUGAUUUUAAAGUAUUAACUAUUUAUCUAAAGUAAUGUUUAUGACUAUUUAAGCAAGGUUGUAAAUAUUUUCUUUUAUAAAUAAAGUGCGGAAAACUCCA
Hermetia illucens (black soldier fly) is the source of this 1104-nucleotide messenger RNA. Its product is annotated as UPF0687 protein C20orf27 homolog. The coding region runs from base 305 to 880 and encodes 191 amino acids. The record is from RefSeq and is a predicted model, not a curated record. The transcript has 3 exons. Lineage: Eukaryota; Metazoa; Arthropoda; Insecta; Diptera; Stratiomyidae.